AUGGCGACCGAAAAGGGUGCCUUGGACGGUGUGGUGGAUGAGAAGGCCGAAAAUGCUCACGCUAGCAAUGUCAUCGCUGCGGCCGAACGUGGCCAGGCUGCGACUGAUCAAUAUGGUCGCGUACUGAUUGAGUUCGAUCGUGCUGCUGAACGUCGCCUACGACUGAAGAUCGAUCUGUGCAUUGUCCCGACUGUGGCAUUGCUCUAUCUAUUUUGUUUUAUUGACCGCGCCAAUAUCGGGAACGCCAAACUCGCCGGGCUAGAGAAAGAUUUAGGCCUCACGGGGAACGAUUACAAUACCGUCUUAUCUAUAUUCUACAUUUCAUACAUUAUCUUCGAGAUUCCAUGCAACAUCGCUUGCAAAUGGAUGGGGCCAGGCUGGUUUCUUCCUACGACCACCUUAUUAUUCGGGGUUUGCUCCCUUGGAACGGCUUUCGUCCAGGAUAUCCACGCGGCAUCCGGAGUCCGGUUCCUCCUUGGGAUAUUCGAAGCAGGCAUGUUACCUGGAAUUGCCUAUUACCUUUCGCGCUGGUAUCGGCGUAGUGAGCUUGCAUUCCGCCUGGCGCUCUACAUCGUCAUGGCACCACUCGCCGGUGCUUUUGGCGGCCUCCUCGCAUCGGCAAUCUUAACGCUCGAUUCUUUUGGCAGCCUGCACACCUGGCGCAUGAUCUUCGCGAUCGAGGGCAUCAUCACGAUUGGCCUCGGCCUCAUCGCCUUUGUCACUCUAACUGACCGGCCUGAGACCGCACGCUGGUUGACACAGGAAGAGAAAGACCUUGCCAUUGCCCGGUUGAAGGCGGAGCGUGUCUCGACCACGGAAGUGCUAGACAAGAUGGAUCGCACCAAGAUGCUGCUUGGCAUCUUUAAUCCGGUCACAUUGUCAACGUCGUUUAUCUUUUUGCUCAAUAACAUCACCGUGCAGGGAUUAGCAUUCUUCGCUCCGACCAUUGUCCGGACUAUUUAUCCGAACGCCAGCGUUGUUUCACAACAAUUACACACCGUGCCCCCCUACGUGGUCGGCGCUUUCUUCACCGUUCUGUUCCCCUUCCUCAGCUGGCGCUUCGACAACCGCAUGGUGUACUUUGUCAUCGCACCUCCCCUCAUGAUUAUCGGUUAUAUCAUGUUUUUGGCCAGCACCGAGCCCAUGGUGCGGUAUGGUGCUACCUUCCUGAUUGCAUGCGGCGCGUUCUCAUUUGGCGCCCUUUGCAAUGCCCACGUUUCGAACAACGUAGUAUCGGAUACGGCGCGAUCGUCGGCGAUCGGAACGACCGUAAUGUUCGGCAACCUGGGCGGACUGAUUUCCACCUGGUCAUUCUUACCGUUUGAUGCACCAAAUUAUCAUAUCGGCAAUGGCCUCAACCUGGCCACGUCAACAUUGACUAUGAUCCUCGGGGCCUGCCUUUGGAUGUGGAUGAAAUGGGAUAACAAGAGGCGGGAUAAGGUGGACAUCGAUCAGGCUCUGCGGGGCAUGUCCCAGAAACAGAUCCAGGAUCUAGACUGGCGCAACCCGGCCUUCCGAUGGCGGACGUAG
Messenger RNA from Aspergillus oryzae RIB40, 1530 nucleotides. RefSeq names its product putative MFS transporter. Gene Ontology annotation, molecular function: transmembrane transporter activity. NCBI's taxonomy places the organism in Eukaryota, Fungi, Ascomycota, Eurotiomycetes, Eurotiales, Aspergillaceae. Gene Ontology annotation, biological process: transmembrane transport. Gene Ontology annotation, cellular component: membrane. The coding region runs from base 1 to 1530 and encodes 509 amino acids. The transcript has 2 exons. The record is from RefSeq and is a predicted model, not a curated record.